GAGUGCGUUUUAUUCUUGUUCUGACUUGGAAAGCUCUUCACGUCCAGCACCAGGUUUUGUCGGAGGACUUCUGCACCCACAUAUCUCCAAGUGCCUGUGAUGCCCCAGGGCGGGCCGAGCUGGCCGGGGUCGCGAUGCCGUACGUGGACCGACAGAAUCGCAUCUGCGGCUUCCUGGACAUCGAGGAGAUCGAGAACAGCGGCAGGUUCCUGCGCCGGUACUUCAUCCUGGACACGGAGCAGGGCAACCUGCUGUGGUACAUGGACAACCCUCAGAAUCUGCCUAAAGGUGCGGAUAAUGUGGGCUUUCUCAAACUCACGUACAUCUCCAAGGUCAGUGAUGCUACCAAGCUCAGGCCGAAGGCAGAGUUCUGCUUUGUUAUAAACGCGGGCAUGAGGAAGUUCUACCUGCAGGCCAACGACCAGCAGGAUUUGGUGGAAUGGAUCAGCGUUCUGAACAACGCCACCAAGAUCACAGUGCCAAAGUCUGGAGAGAGCCAGGCUGCCUAUGUGGAGACCCCACAGGAAGCCCUCGGCGCUACGAAGCAGGUCUCUUACAAAACGGAGAUCAUAGGUGGAGUUCCAAUCAUCACAGCCACGCAGGAGCAGAGCGAAGGCCAGAACGGGUCGGACCGAGGGAAGCGGGCUCAGAACCAGCUGCCGUACUUCCUGUCCAGAGGAGCGCAGGACCAGUCUUUCAUAAAGGCGGGAUAUUGCGUCAAACAGGGAGCUGUGAUGAGGAACUGGAAGAGGAGGUACUUCAUCUUGGAUGAAAAUGCCCUCAGCUACUACAAAUCCGACCUGGACCGGGAGGCACUGAGAGUUAUCCCGCUGAAGGAGAUUCAGAAAGUCCAGGAAUGCAAACAGAGCGAGCUGAUGAUGCGAGACAACCUCUUCGAGAUGGUCACCAACUCCAGAACCUUCUUCAUACAGGCUGACAGUCCAGAGGACAUGCACAACUGGAUCAAGGCCGUCUCCGGGGCGAUUGUUGCUCAGCGCGGGCCCGGGCGCUCAGCCAACACGGAGCACAGUGACCCUCCCUCUCCCACCUCCGCCUCCACCUUCUACUACUCCCUCAACACGGAACCGCAGUACCCAGAACCCUCAGCGGGUGCUCAGCCUGACGCUGGACACUCGCCACCAGGACAACUUCUUGGGCCUCCUGCCGUGGCGCCUCAGUGGAAUCCAGCCCGUGAUGAUGCCUUUGCCUUCGGCGCGCUCGCGCCUUUCUCUGCAGGAGACGGUGCAGUCCUCAAAGUGAUGGAGGCCGAGCAGCUCUGCGCCGGCGGCGAGGGCGACCCAAACACGGAGGAGCCAGACUCGCAGAUAACUCUGAUGUGACAGCAACUGAUCUUUGAAUAUUCUCCUGCUAAACUUCCUGGGACUGGGUUUUUUUUUUUCUUUUUUCCCCCACGUGUGGCUCCGCCUACAAGGUCUUCCUCUGCGGUUCCCCUUCACCUCGUCUUCCUGAAUAUGUCUCACAGUACGUUGCAGCAGACCAGCGACACAGAUUACACAGUCUAUUUAAGCUCUCAGCAGGAGUUCGGCGACAGGAAGGCGAAGAGAUUCACUUCUGAAACAACCAAAGUUUAAAGGGUCGCAGAGAGAUGUGUUGAAACACAUCAGUCCUGUGUGCGUUAUCUAGGAGGUUGAGAUUUGAUAUGAAUUGUGUUGUUUCCUUAUCAAACUGUUUUUUCUUUUUCUUUUUUUGUAGCUGAGUUUUUUCAUGGCACAGAUAAGGAGACAUGUGGAGUCUUGCAAAACUUUCCCUUGUUGAUAAUACUUUAGUUGAAGGGGUGUGCAUAAGAUUGACAUGACACUGUCAUAACACCUGUUAUGAACAUGAAUGGGUUUUCGUAAAUGUUGCCAUGUUAAUACAAAGUUGACAAUUUUAAUGGACUUUUAAUGCAAGUUUCAAUGCAAAUUUGCAUUAAAAGUGUCAUUAUUUACCGAAUGACACUUCAUGGCAACGUUCGUGAAGACUCCUUUAUAUUUCUGACAGCGUCAUGUCGGUCUCAUUCACACCACGUCAAAUAAAGUUACCAAGACGAGCUCAGUUAUGUUUUAUGUCCUAGUCCAACACAAAAUAGUGCAGCGUAGUGGAAGAAAAAUGUAUGGUUUUAAUGGGGGGUGGGAGGGUUAAAUGUAAAAUAGCUUCAUCGACAUCUGUUACCGUGGGAACAGUGCACUUAGAGUAAUGUGCGGUCUUUACUUGCAUAGCUUUUCGCAGCAGGUCAAACAGUUCAGCGGGUCAAAAAGAGUUAGUCUCAUCAGCCGCCUUUCUGCUGAAAGUUAACUGUAUACUUUAUUUAUUAAUUUGGUGACUUUUGAAAGCAAUUAUUACAACUGAAUUUUGACUAAGGGUAUCAACAUCUGCACUGUGCUCUUUUUAUUCCAGUUCAAAUGAUGCAGUUGAUGUUGAUAUAUAAUGUAAAAUCUAUAUAAAAUACAUAUUUUAACAGCCAAGGGUUAUGAAUGUUUUUAAGAAAGCUCUGUAAGACUCCAGUGAUCCAGAAACUCUGCUGCCACCUUGUGUGUACAACUAUUAGGUCAAUUAUGUUGUUUUUUUUUACUUGCGUUUGCUUUAUCUGCAUAUUCUAAUAAGUGUUCAAAAAGGUGGCUAUAUAUUUAUUUAAUUUUUUGUUUGAUCCUAAACUAAUAAGAUCAAACAAAUUAGACACAGGAAAAAAUAUAAAAGGAAUAGGGAUAAGGUUACAAAGAAAUAAUAUAUUUUCACAGCACAUGAUGCAAAGAAAUGCUUUGCGACAUUUGCAGAAAUCAUGCAUGUGAACACAUACAGAGACACAAUUAAUGUGAAAAUAAAUAUAUUUGACUUCAAACUAAGCAGAAACACAUUCAGACAACCUAAAAGAAAAAAAAAAAAGUUUAAACUAUGUUCUUAAAUUAAGUUUGAUCCUCAGUUUCUCGUGUUGAUAUGGCGUAUGUCAGAAUAUAACCUGAAUUAUUUAAGUGAAUUUCUCUUUUUGCACCUCUCUCACUGCUAUGUUAAUCAACCUCUGUUACAGAAACUGGACUUUUUUUGUGUGUGCCGUUCGGCUCGGCGGAAACCGUUUGUGACUUUGCUAAGUGUCAGCCUCCGCCCCGAGUGUGGAAGUGAUGCGAAACACGGAAAUGCUUCAGCAUCACGAACUCAAGAACUCUGGAAACAUUUCCUUCUUGCUCACCAGCUCCCCUCACCUCACCUUAACUUCCUGUUCCUUUACCUGCCGUCACGUCGGCGUUCAGGACGACUGUCGGUUUGCGUGGAAAUCUUUUGGGACUCGAGCCGUCCCGCAGGUCGUUUCUCCUCUCGGCUCUCUGGUUGUGGGUGUUUUGUUUUGUUGUUUUUUUUCUAGUAUUGAUAUUAUUAACUUUAAUGAGGGAAAAAAAUAAACUACACAUAUAUGUUUACUGAAUUUUUAUGAACUCACGUGCAUGACUGUGCACCCCUUCACUCCUCCAAAUGUGUUGUUCCCUUUGAUACAUAAGUUGGGUUAAAGUGCCUGCGUCUAUCUUUCUAAAGAGCAGAUUUUCAAAACACCGUGAGCUAUUUGAUCCGUUUGUGUGUAUGUGGGUGAGACUC
Molecule: messenger RNA, 3582 nt
Organism: Xiphophorus maculatus (southern platyfish)
Lineage: Eukaryota; Metazoa; Chordata; Actinopteri; Cyprinodontiformes; Poeciliidae
Gene: plekha1b
Product: pleckstrin homology domain-containing family A member 1
Exons: 12
Coding region: 135-1340 (401 amino acids)
Cellular component (GO): cytoplasm; membrane
Molecular function (GO): PDZ domain binding
Source: RefSeq, a predicted model, not a curated record